Molecule: messenger RNA, 2544 nt
Organism: Pyrgilauda ruficollis (rufous-necked snowfinch)
Lineage: Eukaryota; Metazoa; Chordata; Aves; Passeriformes; Passeridae
Exons: 18
Coding region: 1-2544 (847 amino acids)
Cellular component (GO): perinuclear region of cytoplasm
Source: RefSeq, a predicted model, not a curated record
AUGGAGAAAGAGAAGUUCCAGCAGAAGGCUCUGAAGCAAACUAAGCAGAAGAAAUCCAAGUCGGCUGAAUUUCUGAUGGUAAAAGAAGAGAGAGCAGCAACAGAAGGCAUUGAAAAUCCAGCUUUUAACAUCAGCAGCACACAUCUUUCAGCAUAUCAGCUUUCAGAAGAGAAAGUUAUUAGACAUGACAAGCCAGAUAGCACCCUUGCAGCUCACCAACAAAAACUCGGGCUGCAAGCCCAUGCUGAACCAAGAGGAAAUGAAUACAGCAGAAAUUACUUUGACCCGUUGAUGGGUGAGGAAAUAAACCCAAGGCAGUGUGGGAUGGAGGUCAGUGAGGAAGAUCCUGUGAAAUUUGAUGAGCAAAUCCUUUACUCUAAACUGAUGAAGCUUCUAGAUGAAGAAAACAAGAUGCUGGACUUCCAAGCCCGUGUCGUCAGCGAAGAUUUUCCGGACGCUGUAAUGCCUGUCAGCUCUAGUAAGGCAUGUGACCUUCACUGGGAGCUUGAAGAUGAAGAGAUUCCUUCAUAUAUCGAACAGUUUGAGAGAGAUGUUCAGGAUGACAUAAUUCUGCUUGGCAGCUUUUCACUGGAACAGGGACAACCAGUAGAAGAUCCAGACAUGACAAAUGCCCUUGAAUGUUCAGCAAGAUCUUUGAACAGUGCAGGUCAUGGCUCCUCUCAGGAAGAUGCAGGGAGUUCCCUUGACCUCCAGCAUGGCUCAGGGCCAGCCCAGAGCCGUGAACAGCUUGCUGAGCCUCCACCUUCUGAGACCCACCAUGCUUUGUCUGUGCCUGCGCUGGCUCCACCUGCAGUAGUGGGAAGUCAGCUACUGAAAACAGAGCAGAGUGGAACUGAAGAAGAAAUGGUAGCCAGCUUUGGUAACCUUACAGAUGUGAAUACUGGGUUAAAUGGAGCAGCAGGACCUUGUGGGAAGGUUGACUGCUCCAAGAUGCCACAGCCACUAGAAAUUCACCUCAGAUGCCUGAGGGGAGUCAAAGAUAAGGUCCCUAAAGGCCUCUACACUCUCAAAGUUUCUGUUCUCAGCCGCUUAGGUGGUGCCUUGGUAGAGUGGCCUGAGCUGGAGGAGCAGCCUCAGGCCAGGACGACGCGGCCUGUUAGUCAUGGUGGAAACUUCUACAACACUGAAAUCUACUUUGGACAAAGUAUCCAGACAAUAAUUAAACUACCGCAGGAUUCAGAUAAGCAAAAUAAGUGUGGUAUGCAUGUUCAUCUGCCACCCGAACUUCUUAUGUGUUCAAGCACUGCUGAAAAGAAUGGUGUCUCAGAAAAGGUUGUACAGUCUGGACCACAAGGGCAACCUCUGACCUCCCCGAAAGAUCCUGACACCCAUAAGGGAAGUAUUCCCACUGUUGUAAAGGAAGUGGAAAAGCAGUUUAAUGCUGCGAAGGGAGGAGAAGCGUGUGUGUCAGAAGAAGCUGUGAGGAAAAGAGAAGAGUUUAAAAUGCUUCCAGCAGAGGAUUACCAAGAUUGCCAUGACAAUACAGACAAGCACUGUGGCUCGUAUUGGCUGAAGAAAGUCCAAGAAAAACAUCACAAGGUCAGCAGGAAUAAGCCACCUGACCAAUGUUACGAAGAAAAAUCAGGUCCCGAGAGCAAUAAAAGCCAAGAAGAAGGGAAAACAUCUCCAGAGAGCAAUUUUUAUUUGGAAGACUUGGAGAAAUACACCUUUUCUGUGUGCUGCCACUCUGCUGCUGCUGAUGUGAAAGUGUCCAGGCAGGUUGUGGAGCGUUUCCACUUUGUGGUGUACACGGCCUUUUCAGAGCUGGGAGCCACACGCUGGCGCUCCAGAGACUUCUGGCUGGUUGCACUGCUGGUGGUUUUGCUUUGGUUCCUGAGACUUUACCUGCAUUACUUGAGCCAGUGGCUCUUCCUUCGGACAAUCUCAGUUCCUGUUACAAAAUUCCAGCUCUUCCCUCACACUGUGGAACUGUGCUACCAGAACUCCUUGCUGCACACCAGUGAAGAGUUGGCCAUGGUUGUGGUGGGACCCCUAACCUUGAAUGCAGGGCUGCUUCUCAUGGUCCUGAUCAGAUGGGGCUGUCAGCAGCUGUUUGACUCAUUCCCUUCCUUCUUGUCAAAGUUUAUCAUAGCUAUGGGACUAUGGACAGUGCUAGACCCCUUGGCAGUGUUUGUAGUGGAUUCAUUCCUGGGGCGAUUUGGGAACAGCGUAGAGAAACCCAUUGCUGAUGCUGCAAAACUCUCCUGGGUGUUUCUAAGAGCAGGGGAGUCAGGAGUUCCUGGUGCCUUAAUCACAGUGAUGCUUUAUACCAUCCUGUUCAUGAUCUCAUCAACAGUGUUGUACCUGUAUUUUUUAAGGCUACAUAGCGAAGGUUGGCUGUUGGAUGUAUUUCGACGUAUUCAUGGUGAGGAGGGUACAUUCUUUGUUCCACUGGACUUGGAGAUUUCCAGUCAGGAGCUGAGCUACAUUAUGAAGAGGGCUGAGCAGUGGAGAGGAAUCAAUGGUGAAAGACGGAUGGUGAGUGGUGAACAGUCUCCAAAAAGAGUCUGUGGUCCAAAUUAA